AUGGAGCCAGAAAACAAACGGGUUAAAAUCAAUAACGACAGUCCGCAGAGUAGUAUGGUAAUUGAUGUGGAUUUCGCGGCGUUGGCUGGCCCAUUGAAUCAGCACGAGUCAACGGCCAGCCAAGCUAACGAGGUCGAGGACGGUCCUACUAACGUUUUCACAGGUUUGUCGCAUACCGACCGUUACCGAGAGAUUCUUAAGGUCCGUCGUGAGCUUCCUGUGCAUAGCCAGCGUGAUGAAUUUCUUAAAAUGUACCAUUCAAGCCAGAUCAUGGUGUUUGUCGGUGAGACUGGUUCUGGUAAAACUACCCAGAUCCCGCAGUUUGUGGCCUUCGAUGAGCUUCCUCAGCUCACUGGGCGGCAAAUUGCUUGUACUCAGCCCCGUCGUGUUGCCGCAAUGUCUGUUGCACAGCGUGUUUCGGAGGAAAUGGACGUCGAGCUAGGUGCUCAGGUGGGUUAUACGAUUCGUUUUGACGAUACUACCAGUGAUAAGACCUUUUUACGCUAUAUGACUGAUGGUAUGUUGCUUAGGGAGGCAAUGACAGAUCCCGAAUUGAGUCGCUAUGGUUGUAUUAUCCUUGAUGAAGCCCAUGAACGUACUUUGGCCACAGAUAUCCUCAUGGGUCUCUUGAAAAUUAUGUGUCAACGUCGCCCCGACCUCAAGGUUAUUAUUAUGUCUGCUACCUUGGACGCUGAAAAAUUCCAGAAAUACUUUGGUGGUGCCCCCUUGCUUGCAGUUCCGGGUCGUACCCAUCCCGUCGAAAUUUACUACACCCCAGAAUACCAAGACGAUUACCUGGUUUCGGCGGUAAGGACUGCCCUUCAGAUCCAUUCAUCGGAACCUGCAGGCGAUAUCCUGUUAUUUUUGACUGGUGAAGAAGAAAUUGAAGAUGCUUGUCGCCGGUUGUCCCUCGAAAACGACCAAAUGAUCCGCGAACAGGGCGCCGGUCCUUUAGCUAUUUAUCCCCUCUACGGGUCACUGCCUCCUCAUCAACAACAAAAGAUUUUCCAGCCUGCUCCUCCCCCGUUCAAAGAGGGUGGCCGCCCUGGACGCAAAAUUAUUGUUGGUACCAACAUCGCUGAGACGUCACUUACCAUCGACGGUAUUGUCUAUGUGAUUGAUCCUGGAUUCAGUAAGCAGAAGGUUUACAAUCCUCGUAUUCGUGUGGAAUCUUUGCUUGUGUCCCCUAUUUCGAAGGCCUCUGCUCAACAGCGGGCUGGUCGUGCAGGCCGUACGCGUCCGGGUAAGUGUUUCCGUCUCUACACUCAACAAGCCUACAAGACCGAACUUGUUGAGCAAAGUUAUCCGGAGAUUUUGAGAUGCAAUCUUUCCAAUACUAUUCUCGAAUUGAAAAAGCUUGGUAUUGAUGAUUUAGUUCAUUUUGAUUUCAUUGAUCCUCCCGCUCCCGAAACCAUGAUGCGGGCUCUUGAGGAAUUGAACUACCUAGGGUGCAUUGAUGACGACGGGCACUUGACAGAACUUGGUCGCAUGUGUUCAAUAUUCCCCCUGGAUCCAGUGUUAGCAGUAACUCUGGUUGCAAGCUCCGAGCACAAAUGCUCGAACGAGAUCCUAUCCAUUGUGGCUAUGUUGAGUGUGCCGAACGUGUUUGUGCGUCCCCACAAUGCGCGGCGCGAAGCAGACGAUAUGAAAAUGUCUUUUGCCCACCCCAGCGGAGAUCAUUUGACCCUGCUGAAAGUCUACGAAGACUUCGAGUCCAUUAUGCAGGGCGGUGACAAUGCGUCAAAGUGGUGCAGAGACAGCUUCCUGAACUACCGAUCGUUGACAAGCGCACGCUCAGUGAGACAACAGCUCAAAGGCAUCAUGGAACGUUGCAAACUGCCCAUAAUUAGCACUCCGCCUGACCAUAAGCGUCAUGAAGACCGUAUCAAAAAGGCGCUAGUCCGGGGAUUUUUCAUGCAGGUUGCCAAAAGGCAGGGCAAUCGCAAGGGCUACCUAACGGUCAAAGACAACCAAGAGGUUUUGCUGCAUCCCAGCACCGUACUUGGCAAAGAUAAUGUGUUUGUUUUGUACAACGAAUUUGUGUUGACCACCCAAAAUUAUAUCAGAACCGUGACCUCUGUGAAACCGGAAUGGCUGUUGGAGCUUGCCCCCAAGUACUAUGACCUCAAGCAGUUUGCCAAGGGAUCUGCAGAUAUCAGAAUGGCACUAGAGCAAGCCGCUCGCAAAAAGAAAAUCAAAAACUAA
Molecule: messenger RNA, 2205 nt
Organism: Wickerhamiella sorbophila
Lineage: Eukaryota; Fungi; Ascomycota; Dipodascomycetes; Dipodascales; Trichomonascaceae
Product: Pre-mRNA-splicing factor ATP-dependent RNA helicase PRP43
Exons: 1
Coding region: 1-2205 (734 amino acids)
Cellular component (GO): spliceosomal complex; intracellular anatomical structure
Molecular function (GO): ATP binding; RNA helicase activity; RNA binding
Source: RefSeq, a predicted model, not a curated record